This is a messenger RNA of Syngnathoides biaculeatus (alligator pipefish), 6739 nucleotides long. It is a transcript of the gene nrcama, whose product is annotated as neuronal cell adhesion molecule a. The coding region runs from base 247 to 4104 and encodes 1285 amino acids. The record is from RefSeq and is a predicted model, not a curated record. Gene Ontology annotation, biological process: cell-cell adhesion; brain development. Gene Ontology annotation, molecular function: cell-cell adhesion mediator activity. The transcript is spliced from 28 exons. Lineage: Eukaryota; Metazoa; Chordata; Actinopteri; Syngnathiformes; Syngnathidae.
UCUGGUGCUGCAGCGGCCGAGAGGGACGCGCACCCGAGACUCGCCGGACGCGCUCAUCAUCAUCAUCAUUAUCAUCACCGCCGCCGCCGCCAUAAUUUUUUUUUUUUAUGAUCGUAACCAUCGCCGUUGACAUCACGGACCCAUUUGGGGGCGACGGGGGGGACGCGGUUUCGAGCGCACGAUCUGGACCAUUUCCUUGAAGACGAGGGCUGAGGCGACAUCCUCGCAGGGUCCAGCCGGGGCGAUAUGGACUUCGCCGUGGUCCGCCUGAAGGUGGGGGAGAAUACGAUGAGGUCCUCGGGUUCGGGAGCUGUCCUGCUCAUGAUCCUGCUGAGUCACGUGACAUCGGCGCUCGAAGUGCCCCUUGAUCUGCCCCAGCCCCCGACUAUUACGCUCCAGUCGCCGAACGAUUACAUCUUCGACCCGCGGGAGAACGUCGUCAUCCACUGCGAGGCCAAGGGGAAGCCUCACCCCAACUUUUCUUGGACGAGGAACGGGAGCCAUUUUGAUGUGGAGCAAGACUCUAAAGUUCUAAUGAAGCCCGGCUCGGGAACGCUGGUCAUCGACAUCAGCGGGGAAAAAGCCGAGGCCUACGAGGGGACUUACCAGUGCACGGCCCACAACGACCACGGCACGGCCGUCUCCAACAACAUUGUCAUCAGACAGUCCAGGUCCCCCUUGUGGUCGAAAGAAAGGCUUGAGGCCAUCACAGUGCAGAAGGGGGUCUCCUUGGUGCUGCAGUGCCGACCCCCGGCGGGGCUGCCCCCACCGGUCAUAUUUUGGAUGGAUAACAUUUUCCAGAGGCUGCCGCUGGACAACCGAGUAUCGCAGGCCUUGAAUGGGGACUUGUACUUUUCCAAUGUCCUCCCAGAGGACAACAGGAACGACUACAUCUGCUACGCCCGCUUCCCUUACACCCAGACCAUCCAGCAGAAGCAGCCCAUCUCCGUCACAGUCCUGGAGACCAACCCGACCGGGGAGCGCCGUCCUGGUUUUAUGCUGCCUUUGGGCCCCUCCAGCACCAAGAUGGUCCUGCGGGGGGAGACUCUCGAGCUGGAAUGCAUCGCCGAAGGCUUGCCCACUCCGGAGAUGUCUUGGCAGAAAGACGGAGGAGAGCUGCCGACCAGCAGGGUUUCGUUCCUCAACUACAAGAAAACCCUGAAGGUUUUGGACGUCAGCGAAGCCGACGCCGGCGACUACACCUGCUCGGCGACCAACCGCCUGGGCUCGGUGCACCACAACAUCAAGGUCACUGUCAGAGCUGCUCCAUUCUGGAUCAGCGCUCCCAGGAACCUGAUCCUCGCCCCUAAUGAGACCGGCAUCCUGACUUGCAGAGUCAACGGAGACCCCAAGCCUGAUAUAACUUGGUUCGUCAAUGGCGUGCCCAUAGAAAAUGCUCCCGAAGACCACACCCGCAAGGUGGACGGCGACACGGUGAUUCUGAGCCGUGUGCAGUCCGGGUCCAGUGCCGUUUACCAGUGCAACGCCUCCAAUGAAUUUGGCUACCUGAUGGCCAACGCGUUUGUCAGCGUGCUCGCUGAGCCCCCAAGGGUGCUCACUCCCCCCAACCAAGUGUACCAGGUCAUCACCAACAGCCCCGCUUUACUCCACUGCGCCACUUUCGGCUCACCGAUACCAACCAUUACAUGGUUUAAAGACAGUCAGAUCAGCAUCAAGAGUGGCGACCCCUACGUGAUCCACGAGAACGGCACUCUGGAGAUCAACGUGGCCCAGUCGCAAAACAGCGGCAAGUACACGUGCAUCGCCACCAACAACCUGGGCAUCAAGGAGAACCAUGUCUUCCUGGAGGUGAAGGAACCCACCCGCAUCCUGAAGCAGCCGGAGUACAAGGUGGUACAGCGGGGCAUGAGCGCCGUCUUCGAAUGCAAAGUCAAACACGACCCGUCCCUCGUCCCCACCGUGACCUGGCUCAAGAACAGCGGCGAGCUGCCCGACGACGAGAGGUUCGAGGUGGACGCCGACAGUCUGACCAUCAAAGACGUGACGGACGACGACGCGGGCACCUACACGUGCAUCAUGAACACCACCCUAGACCAGGACUCCGCCAGCGCCACGCUAACCGUCGUCGAUAUACCUGACCCGCCCAUUGAUCUGGAACUUAGUGACCAAACCGAGCGGAGUGUUCGGCUCACUUGGAUCCCCGGCGAUGAACACAACAGUCCCACACAAAAGUUUUUGAUUCAGUUCGAGGAUUUGCUGCACCGGCCCGGCGUCUGGGUCAACUUGACCGAGGUUGCCGGGACGAGCACCACGGCGCAACUCGACCUCUCGCCGCACGUCUACUACUCCUUCCGGGUUCUGGCGAAGAAUCACGUGGGUUACAGCCAACCCAGCCAACCGUCACGCCAGUACAGAACCAACCCGGCGGCCCCUGAUGAGAAUCCUUCAGAUGUUCGUGGAGAAGGAACAGAACCCGGCAACCUUGUCAUCUCCUGGAAAUCACUGACAGGAUUCCAGUCAAACGGGCCCGGUUUGGAGUACAAGGUGCUGUGGAGACAGAGGGACGUGGAUCAAGAUUGGUCCUCCAAGACGGUGGCCAACGCGUCCCAUUUCGUCGUGUCCGGAGUUCCCGUCUACGCCCCCUUCGAGAUUAAAGUUCAGGCGUUGAACGACUACGGCAACGGGCCGGAGCCCGAAGUCGCGGUCGGAUACUCCGGGGAAGACCUGCCCUUGUCCGCCCCUGACGGCGUCCUGGUCAUGGUCCACAACGGCACCGCGGCGGAAGUGCACUGGGAGCCGGUGUCUUCUAACUCGGUCCGCGGGAAACUGAAGGGCUACAAGGUGUACUACCGUCGCGAACGAGGCUUGGAUGAGACUGAGCGGGAUCAAAACGCGCAAGAGCAAGUUCUGACCAUCAGCGGGAACCAGACCGGGGGACGUCUGCCGGUCCUGCAACCGUACAGCCUCUACAACGUCUUCAUCAGGGUCCUGAACAGCAAAGGGGAAAGUCCUCAGAGUCAGGAGAAGCAGUUUGAAACACCCGAGGGAGUUCCAGGACCACCCUCGUUUCUUAACAUCUUGAAUCCCGGUUUGGACUCGCUUACUCUGGAAUGGGGCCCACCGCUGAACAAAAACGGACGCCUGAUCGGAUACACGCUGAAAUACCGGCCAGUCAGCAAUACCACCGAAGCGGGUCCGGUCAAGGUCAUGGAGUUUCUGGUCAACGAGACCACCGUGACGCUGGACAAUUUGAACUCCAGCGUGCUGUACAAGUUCGACCUGAGCGCAAAGACCAUCAAGGGCCCCGGUGCCGAGGUCACCAAAGAGGCCUCCCCCCUUGUGGAAACCAGCCCCACCGAGCCCCCUCCUCACCCAACCUCCCCCGCCACUCAGUCUGCGCACCCCCCGCUUCACAAGGCGCCCUCCGUAGCCCCCGUCUUCGGCAUAGUGAACACAUCCGUGUCGGAGGAAUGCGCGCUGAUCACGUGGGAAUACUUUGGACACCAUAAGAAUAUUUACGUGGAGUACACGGUCGAAAACAGUAAAGAGGACUGGAAAAAGGAGUCGGUAAACGGCUCUCGCUCGCAUAUUUUGAAAGGGUUAAAGCCGGGGACGGCCUAUAGGGUGCGCGUGGUAGCUCGAGACCCCGCCGGGCCGACGCUCCACAGCACGAGCGAAGAGGUGGUGACGGUGCCAGCCGUGGCCAGUCGGGACGUGGACAUCGCCACCCAAGGCUGGUUCAUCGGGCUGAUGUGCGCCAUCGCUCUCCUCAUCCUGGUGCUCCUCAUCGUCUGCUUCAUCAAGAGGAACAAGGGGGGGAAAUACCCAGUGAAAGAGAAAGAAGAAGCCCACCAAGACCCGGAGAUCCAACCCAUGAAGGAGGACGACGGCACGUUCGGAGAGUACAGUGACACGGAGGACCACAAGCCGCUGAAGGGCAGCCGGACGCCGUCCAACGGCACGGUGCGGCGCGACGAGAGCGACGACAGCCUGGUGGACUACGGGGAGGGCGGGGACGGCCAGUUCAACGAGGACGGCUCCUUCAUCGGCCAGUACAGCGGCAAGAAGGAGAAGGACACGCACGAGGGCAACGAGAGCUCCGAGGCGCCGUCGCCCGUCAACGCCAUGAACUCCUUCGUCUAACGAACCCCGUCGUCCGCGGGCACCUUAACUUUGACCGCAGCGGUUGAUCACCACGGCAACCUGUCACCGAGGACGCCCCCCCCCCCCCCGUCAUCCCCUUCCGCCCCGACACCGUCGCACCUCCUGAGCAAACUCGCCGACGACGGACACCGACCCGCAGAAGGUGCCGGAGGAACGACUUUUCGAGAGAAGCAAUACAGAGAAAGGAAGGCUUCAGGAGCUUUGGCCGUACGCGUGUGUGUGUGGGGGGGGAUGGGUUCACGGUUUGAUAUCCUUUGCUAACCAUUUCUGCACAACCGCAACGCAUCCGCACGUGCGCCGAAUCACACAUUAACUGCAUGGAGUCGACGGCGACCACGGGAAGCCGGCUGAGGUUGGACCUCCCGAAGCGGACAAAUGCGACGGCGGAAAAAACAAAAAUAUUUAGUGUACAGCUAUAGCGAGUCCCUGUGAAGUGAAAAUACACGUUUGUAUAUCUGAAGCGCCGCAAAGAUGAAUGUUGUCCGCGACCUCGCCGAACAUGAAUAAUCGGCGGCGUGUAAAAUGAGGCUUCGAAGUAGUGAGAAAUCAAACUAGCCGUUCGCUCCGCUACGCCGUACGCGCCGUUAGCGCACCCUAGCUAACUCGCUCUAGUAGAUUUCCGACGGCUUGUAAAAUGCUACAUCAGCUAGCAUUUCGCUUAUGUCUGCACAGUGAAAAUCGUUGGACUUUAGGUUCGCCUUCUCGACGUGAUACGAAUGCGUUAGCGGGCAACAACGAGGCACUCGAAAAAGGUUCCGCACCGACACGGAGCACUGGACGGGGAAGUGUCCACAUGCAGACUUUUAUAAACUCAAAAAAACUCCCCCUUACUAGCUAAACCGCCUUCCUAUGCAUGACGUGCACGCACUCGUGGCGUACAACGAGGCACUCGUAUAUUACCCGUAAGAUUGAUGCGUUUUUGCGAAGUAGGCGUAGCUAGCUAGCUAAUUGCUAAUGUGAAUCAUAUACGGCGCGUCACGCGGUGCCAUUUUAGCCAAGCCCAAAACUUAUUUUAAAAAAGUCAUUGACUCUAUAUUUCCAUAAUUCAGGAAUACAUUUUUCCCGGUAUUUGGACAUUUUCAAAAAUUAAUCUUCAAACUUGUAUGAUCUAUUUGAAGCAAAUCACCAAAUUCACUUUACAGGGUCGACUAUUGUUAAUUCGUGUGAAAUAUGGAUUAUGUAUACUCGCAGGGAGCUCCGACUUCUUUUUUUUUUUAAUGAUUGAAUAGGUGAACAUACAUAUUUGUUGUACCUUCUGAGAUCUAGUGCACUGGUGUCAAACUCAAGGCCCGGGGGCCCAGAAUCGGCCCGGCACGUGAUUUUACGUGGCCCGCGGAGCCAAAUCUAGAGUGUCAAUUUACAUGAUUCUUGCAAAAUGUGUACCAAAAUUUCAAAUUGGCAAUGUCAUAAAUGAUGAUGUUGAGAUGUUACAAGCAUUUUUGCUAGUUGAAAAACACAUUGAUUCCAAAACUAGUUCAUAAAUUGAAAAUGUAAAUGUGAUUCAACAUUUUUAUGGUUUCACAGUCUCAACGGCUCCUGAUGAGGGAAGCCGGAAUGUCAAUGCGGCCCGCGAGGAAAAUUGAGUUUGACGCCCCGGAUCUAGUGGAAGGGCUUUGUGGAAUUGUUCUGCCUCUCAACAUACGUCACUGGCAUAAAACAUAAUUGGUCAUUUUCAUGUAAUAUGAUCAAUAGCAGUAAAAAUGUUUGAAAAAAACAGAUUUGUAAAAAUCUCCUUUGCUGAAACAGCCACACUUAAAUUACUAUUAUUACAGUUAUCGAUGAUGUAAAAUUGUAAGGUGCCCAUUGGUGCCCGACUGAAAUAUAUUUUUAUAAAGACAAAAAUACAUAAUGGUAAAGAGGAUACAAGUUCAUACUUGAUCAUAACUACUCAUUAAACCCGCCGCACUCUUGUUUUUGUGCAACUGUAAUAACGGUAAAGACAAAUUGAUGCAUUUUUCAUAUCAUUUCAUGGCUGCCUCGUGCCUCAUCCUGCUGCGUCGGCGCACAGAACCCUCUGGUGCAUUGCAACACUUCACGGUAAAGACAGCUUUACAAAGGGGGAGUAUUUGUAAAAUAAGCAAUAAAUUAAUAAAAGCAACUCUGAAGACAUUAAAACGCCCUCGUUAGUUUUCAUGGGGGGGGGGCAUACCUUAGAGCACAGGUAUCAAACUCAAGGCCCGGGGGCCGGAUGCGGCACGCCACGUGAUUUUAUGUGGCCCGCGACGGCAACUCCUGUGAAUCAACUUCCGUGAUUUUUGUCAAAUCUGGACCAAAAUUUUUAAAUUGUCCUAUCAAAAAAUGAUGAUGUUGAGAUAUUGCAAGCAUUUUUGUGUUACCAAACAUCAACAAUAGUUGAAAAACACAUUAUCCUUGAUUUCUGGUUCCAAAACUAGUUGAUCAAUUUUAAUGCGUAAAUAUGAUAAUAACUACAACGUGGCCCGUGAUAGGAAUGACUUUGACACCCCUGCUUUACAGUAUAUUCAUUAAUGUAAUUGGCAUCUUCCAAAAACUUUGCAAAUUAUGAAAUAUCUAUCGGACACCUAGUAAACUUUAUUUCAAGACAAUUACGAGUGAUGCAUAAGUGUCUUUACCGUUAUUAAUCAAAUUAUAUGAA